AUGUCUCUUUUGUCGCCGCUCCUACGGCUGCCGCAACGAGGCCUCGCCGCGGCCGCCGUGGCCGCCCGACACCGCCUGGCGCAAGCGAGGCCCCGGCCGGGCAGAAACGGAGGCCAAAGCCGAAGGACGCCCCGCCAAGCGGCAGUGGGAGGAGCCGUCAGCGUUGGCAGCGGCCUCGGCCUAUCAGCCUUCUUCCUUUUCUCCGGGGAACCUGCGAAGAAGGCGGGCGAGGGGGACGCCGAGGGGGGAGAGGCCAAGGCGGACCCGGAGGACGCCAUCAUCCUGGUGCUGAAGAAAGCCAAGAAACUCACCAAUGGAGAACGCUGUUUCCUAAGUUCCUUCAUUUGUUUCAUGCUCGGUGGGAGGGGGCACCAAGAUGACAAUGCCAUUCUCCAGAUGUCCCUGAAGUUGGCCAGCAUCUACGCCGCUCAAAACCAGGACAAACUUGCCCUUGCUGGCUAUCAGUUCUGCAUCCUGACCCUGGAGGAGAAGGUCGCCAAGCAGAAGGAGACGCCCGCGGACGCCUUGCCAGAGGAAGAACGCAGCAACACCCACCUCCUGCUUGCCAUGACCCUUGAUUCCUACGCCCGCUAUCUCCUGGCCCACCAGCAGACCGCCCUGGCCCAGACCAAUUACGAACGGGCCCUGCAGAUCGCGGUGGAGGUCAGCGGCGAGAAACACCCGCAGACCGUGGUGGUGAUGAACGACUUGGCCACGGCGCUGGAUGCUCAGGGCCUCUACGAGGAAGCCUACGCCCAGGUGAGCCGAGCGGCGGAACUGGCCCAGCAGACCCAGCACCCCGAUGCCCACGUGAUCCUGAACAACCUGGCCGGCAUCCUGAUCCAUAAAGGAGAUUAUUCCCAGGCCCAGCUGGUCUACCAAACCGCCCUGGAAGUGGCCGAGAAAUCCGGGGACGGCGUUGCCGUCAGAUACAUCACGAAGGAACUGGCGCAGCUAGCCAAGAGGAGCAGACCGGAGACUUCAAAUGUACAGAUCUCACAAAAAAAAAAAAAGGGGCCGCCCUGA
Messenger RNA from Protobothrops mucrosquamatus (brown spotted pit viper), 1026 nucleotides. It is a transcript of the gene TTC19, whose product is annotated as tetratricopeptide repeat domain 19. NCBI's taxonomy places the organism in Eukaryota, Metazoa, Chordata, Lepidosauria, Squamata, Viperidae. The coding region runs from base 1 to 1026 and encodes 341 amino acids. The transcript is spliced from 10 exons. Gene Ontology annotation, molecular function: protein binding. The record is from RefSeq and is a predicted model, not a curated record. Gene Ontology annotation, biological process: mitochondrial respiratory chain complex III assembly. Gene Ontology annotation, cellular component: mitochondrial inner membrane.